Molecule: messenger RNA, 1906 nt
Organism: Gracilinanus agilis (Agile Gracile Mouse Opossum)
Lineage: Eukaryota; Metazoa; Chordata; Mammalia; Didelphimorphia; Didelphidae
Gene: RNGTT
Product: RNA guanylyltransferase and 5'-phosphatase
Exons: 16
Coding region: 1-1794 (597 amino acids)
Biological process (GO): protein dephosphorylation; 7-methylguanosine mRNA capping
Molecular function (GO): mRNA guanylyltransferase activity; ATP binding; protein tyrosine/serine/threonine phosphatase activity
Source: RefSeq, a predicted model, not a curated record
AUGUCGCACAACAAGAUCCCGCCGCGGUGGCUGCACUGCCCGCGCCGAGGCCAGCCCGUGGCAGGGAAAUUCUUACCUCUGAAGACCAUGUUAGGACCAAGAUAUGAUAGUCAAGUUGCUGAAGAGAAUCGGUUCCAUCCUAGUAUGCUUUCCAACUAUCUGAAGAGCCUAAAGGUUAAAAUGGGACUGUUGGUAGAUUUGACAAAUACUACAAGGUUUUAUGACAGAAAUGAUAUUGAAAAAGAAGGGAUCAAGUAUAUAAAGCUUCAGUGUAAAGGCCAUGGGGAAUGCCCUACAGCUGAGAACACAGAUACAUUCAUCCGUCUAUGUGAACGUUUUAAUGAAAAGAAUCCUCCUGAACUUAUAGGUGUUCAUUGUACUCAUGGUUUCAAUAGAACUGGUUUCCUCAUAUGUGCCUUCUUGGUUGAGAAGAUGGAUUGGAGUAUUGAAGCAGCAGUUGCUACUUUUGCCCAAGCCAGGCCACCAGGAAUCUAUAAAGGUGAUUAUUUGAAAGAACUUUUUCGACGUUAUGGGGAUGUAGAAGAAGCACCUCCCCCACCUUUAUUACCAGAGUGGUGUUUUGAAGAAGAAGAGGAGGAGGAUGAGGAAGAGGAGGGAAAAAAGGAAUCAGAGCCUGGAUCAAGUACUUCCUUUGUUAAAAGAAGAAAAGAACGUUUAAAACUGGGUGCUAUUUUCUUGGAAGGCGUGACAGUUAAAGGUGUAACACAAGUAACAACUCAACCAAAGUUAGGAGAAAUACAGCAAAAGUGUCAUCAUUUCUGUGGCUGGGAAGGUUCUGGAUUCCCUGGAGCACAGCCAGUUUCCAUGGACAAGCAAAAUAUUAAAUUUCUAGAGCAGAAUCCAUAUAAAGUAAGCUGGAAAGCAGAUGGUACUCGAUACAUGAUGUUGAUUGAUGGCACAAAUGAAGUUUUUAUGAUAGAUAGAGACAAUUCAGUUUUUCAUGUGUCAAAUUUGGAAUUCCCAUUCCGUAAGGAUCUUCGCAUUCAUUUGUCAAAUACACUUUUGGAUGGAGAAAUGAUUGUUGACAAAGUAAAUGGACAGGUCGUUCCUCGGUACUUGAUAUACGACAUAAUUAAAUUUAAUGGACAACCAGUUGGAAAUUGUGAUUUCAAUACUCGAUUGCAGUGUAUUGAGAAAGAAAUAAUAAGCCCUCGGCAUGAAAAAAUGAAGAGUGGUCUCAUUGACAAAACACAGGAACCCUUUAGUGUUAGGAACAAGCCAUUUUUUGACAUCUCUACUUCAAGAAAGCUUCUUGAAGGAAGUUUUGCUAGAGAAGUCAGUCAUGAAGUAGAUGGACUCAUUUUUCAGCCUACCGGAAAAUACAAACCUGGCCGGUGUGAUGAUAUUUUGAAAUGGAAACCUCCAAGUCUGAAUUCUGUAGAUUUUCGCCUAAAAAUAACCAGAAUGGGAGGAGAAGGGCUGCUUCCCCAGAAUGUUGGCCUUCUUUAUGUUGGAGGUUAUGAAAGACCAUUUGCACAAAUUAAGGUGACAAAAGAAUUAAAACAAUAUGACAAUAAAAUUAUAGAAUGCAAAUUUGAGAACAACAGUUGGGUCUUCAUGAGACAGAGAACAGACAAAAGCUUUCCAAAUGCUUAUAACACUGCCAUGGCUGUAUGUAACAGCAUCUCCAACCCAGUCACCAAGGAAAUCCUCUUUGAGUUCAUUGACAGAUGUAUGACCGCUUCUCAAGGACAAGCACGCAAGCAUCAUCUGGACCCAGACACAGAGCUCAUGCCUCCUCCACCUCCCAAAAAACCACGUCCUGGCAUCUAAUUUCAGUGUUUAGAAAGAAAUAAGUGGGAAAAGCCUGAUAUAACUUUACAACUUUGUGGCCAGAGGAACUAAAAACAAUGGUGGGUUAUACAUUUGAGAAGAGGGAGGAAGA